This is a messenger RNA of Ilex paraguariensis (yerba mate), 854 nucleotides long. The record is from the annotation of a GenBank genome assembly. NCBI's taxonomy places the organism in Eukaryota, Viridiplantae, Streptophyta, Magnoliopsida, Aquifoliales, Aquifoliaceae.
CGAAACAAUAUGGGGCAUAUUUCAGAAAGCACGAGGCCAUACAAGUGCACACAUGAUGUUUUGCUUACUGAUUUCCAGUGUUUCAUAUGUCAAAGAAUAUCCAAACUUGAUAAAAACUCUAUCCUUUCUCCUUAAAUCUUACGAGCCAAAAGUUAAUGCAGCAGUUACUCAGAGUGAUAACAAACAUAAUGAAACAUGUACCAGGCUGCCGAGGCCUGCAUUUUUGAUGAGUUGGAAACGCAGAAUCGGAAAAGAUGAUGAAUCACUCUUCUUCACUGGAUGCGAGAAUGCUGGACUUGAUGUCGAACAUCUAGGAUCCCGCGUGUUUUGUAUUAAGCCUAGAGAAAAAGGCAGUGUAGGAAACAGAGAGUGUUGUUGAUUGUAGUUGAGUUUUGAGUUGAGAAGCUGCCAUCAAACCUUUUGAUAGACCGACCGGGAACACGUUCAAUGUUGGGCAUUGACAUUUUAAUGCAUUGCAAUCUGGGCAUUGAUCAAUCUUUAUGCUUUUCAGCAGCUAUACAAUCCGAAUUGGCUAUGAUCAAGAAAUGUCACGCGAAGCACACCUUCAAAGCUCGGCUGAAGUUGACUCCAUUCUAGUCAAAAUUGGCCUUAUAUUGGAUGAACCAGAUGCUUCUAGUCAAAAUUCGAACGCCAAAUGCUGCAAACAAAAAUGUUUGGCUCCACUGCUGCUGUUUUUGAUGCAUACAAAGAAACCUCACCAAAAUUGCUUGUUUUGUUGAGCGGCUAUGAAAUACGAGCACUUUCAAGAAGGUGGUGUAAGGUGGUGUAUUCGUGUUUGACACUGACAUUCUUUAGAAGUUUUGGGACACGUGUCUGAUAUUUUUUUAUCUGUG